CACACAGGCCUACACACACCCUUUCUGUCAGGGUGUCCACACACUCGCAGACCGGGACAGCAGGCUAGGGUUGGGUGCAGCCAGUGUUUAGAAGACAGUGUACACGCUGUGUUUGUGGAUCUUGUGUAGAAAUCCUGCAACAGAGAAGGGCGGCAUCAAACUUUCUUGUUCUUGGAAACGCGACUCUGCCGCCAGCCUCUCUUUCCUGAUGUUCUCUUUGGAGUAUGGAACGCUAAAAUUUAAGGGAGGUUGUACUUAAUCCUUCUAGUGAAGAGGGACAUGGCUAUACAGUCAGGGAUUCUGCGAGUGCAAGCUGGCUGUACUACAGACACCUGUCCUCGUCGUGGAAAGGCUCAUUGUUAUCUUUUCGUAAAACAACUGCUUGCAGUAAAGAGCCAACCUGGAUACUAAGGAGAUCCUGAGGGAAAUCGACGAGUACCAACAGCUUUACGCUAUGGAGGAACAACAUACUCCAUCAUGGAAAGAUCGGACUACCUCACAAAAUAACUUUAACCCGACAAAAAAAGAAAAACAGAUUCAUCUACAGACACGGGUGAUUUACUUACCGUUGAAGUAGAGGCUAGUGCUCUGACUGGAAUCCAUGCAACACUGUAAAAAUUGUGUGAGGAGGUAGCAGGGCUGAGGGAGAGUUUGGAGAAAAUAUGGCACUCACAGCCAAGGUAAAAAUCAUUUUUUUAUGGGAUUCCUGAGGACGCAUCCAAUAAUCCAGAGGGCGCGAUCAGAGAAUAUAUGCAAUCCGCCUUGAAACUUCCUAUAGAGACUAAACAGGGUGGCUUUUCACCGAGUACACAGACUUGGAGCGACAAGAGCAAGGGUCCCUGACCGAUCAUCGCAAAAUUUGAACACUACCAAUAAAAGUACCUGUUCAAAAGCAGCGGAAGGGAUCUAAAAGGGACGAAAUAUGGUCCCAAUGACCAAUUUCCAAGGGAGAGAAACUAAUGUCGUAUGAGACUGUAUCCGGUACAAAGGCAAGAAAGGGAGAAGGUCCUCCAGCUCAAACUACAGCAGAGACGCACCCGGGAGGAGCUGGUCAGCCAAGGGAUCAUGCCACCACUGAAGAGUCCGGCGGCCUUCCACGAGCAGCGGAGGAAUCUGGAGAGAGCCAGGACUGAGGACUAUCUGAAGAGGAAGAUCAGGAGUCGUCCUGAGCGCUCAGAGCUGGUCAGGAUGCACAUACUGGAGGAGACGUCAGCAGAGCCGUCUCUGCAGGCCAAGGAGCUGCAGCUGAAGAGGGCCAGGCUGGCUGAUGACCUCAAUGAUAAGAUCUCCCACAGACCUGGUCCUAUAGAGCUCAUCCACAAGAACAUCCUGCCUGUCGACCUGGACUGUCCUCUGCAGCACUCACUACUGGAUUCUCCAAAGGGUGCAGGAGAAUCCUCAUUGGACGAGGACAGCAGUGAUGCAUUUUCUCCGGAUACGCUAGCCAAUCACGACUCUCCACUGGGUCCACUCUCUCAGCUGUCCCCCUCUGACAUGCUCACUCAGAAAAAGGACAUGUCCCCCUCACAGCUAUUCCUUACCCAGGUCCCACCACCACCUCCACUGUUAGUGAAUGGCCAAGACUCAUUGCCACCACAGAAGCUGACCAAUGGGACUGUGAUGUCGGGAGCUUCCCGCCCUGCUACUGGUCAGACCAAGUCGAAACCCAGUUUGGAGCGGCCCCCCCAGAGGCCUAAGAAGGCCAAAGACAACAAGCCCAAGGUGAAGAAGCUCAAGUACCACCAGUACAUCCCUCCGGACCAGAAGGCUGACCGGGAGCCUCCCCCUCAGCUGGACUCCACCUACACCAAGAUCCUCCACCAGCAGCAGCUGUUCCUCCAGCUGCAGAUUCUCCACCAGCAGCAGCAGCACUAUAACUACCACACCAUCCUCCCAGCACCACCCAAACCACCUGCAGAGCAACCACCUUCAACCAACCCCGCCCCUUCCCUUUUGCGCAGUAUUCCCCCGACGGCCCCUGUCCCUUCCAAUCCGAAUGGGUCCAGUCGUCAGAGCCAAACCCCUGUGGGAGGGACCAAACCUUUGACGCUACCAGCCAACCUGGAUGACUUCAAAGUUGCUGAGCUGAAACAGGAGCUGAAACUACGGUGUCUGACCGUGUCUGGCACCAAGAUGGACCUGAUUGAGAGGCUGAGGAACUACCAGGAGCAGAACGGUUUAGAUCGAGCUGGUGUUACUGCUACUGUAAACCCUAAACCCAGCCAACCAACCCCACCGCACGCCUCAAUCCAACCUGCUGGCUCCAUCAGCCCUGCCCCCCCCCAGGCUGGAACUAAUCCACACACCCACCAUUCAGGAGACGCAACAGGGAAGGUACCCGCUUUCUCAUUGGCUCAGACUGCCGCUCCAGCCUGUAUUUUGAGGUUUGGCAGUACGAGCUCCUCCCCUCCAGUCUCCCCCACCCCGUCAGAACGUUCUCUGGCGGUGAUGAGCCCCGACGAGACCAGCUGUAAUGGAGACGUGUUUGGGGAGAUGGUGAGCUCUCCCCUGACCCAGCUCAGCCUGCACCCUUCUCCACAGCACCACUCCCCAGCCUCCAUCAAAGAGGAGAACCAGGGUCACUUAUCCACCUGCAGCCUCUCCCAGUCCCGUCAUUCUCACACCGAGCUUCAGCCUGCCGCCCCACCUCAGGAGCCCCUAGCCGGGCCAACCAUGGAGGCCUCCCCCUUGGACAAGGACCAGAUGCUUCAGGAGAAGGACAAGCAGAUUGAGGAGCUGACACGCAUGCUGAGGCAGAAACAGAGGCUGGUGGAGAACCUGCGCUCCCAAUUGGAACAGGGGAAACAGACUGGAGCAGUGAGAGAGAUGGAGGGAGUACAGGGAGUGUUGGUGAACGGUUAUGCCCAGGAGGCCCAAACCACCCCCAUCAAAGCCUCUACCAUCCUCAAUCUCUCUCUCACCAACACAGACAUGGUGAGGAUCAAGAAGGAGGUAGACACAGAAGAAGGGAUGGAGGGAGUGGACGAGGCUCAGCCGACACAGUGCUCUCAGCAGACCCUGCUCAAACUGCAGCAGGUCCCCCGGAUACAGGUUGAACAACAGACACAACAAAUACUACAGACACAACAACUGAAACAACAGCAGGCACAACAACCACAGAUACAACUACUACAGACACAACUACUACAGACACACUCACAACAACAACAACAGACACAACAGCAUUCCAAACAGCUCCAGCAACAACAGACACAGCAGAUGCAGCAGCAGAUUACUUCGGCCCAGUUGUUAAUCCAGCAACAGCUGAUCAUCCAGCAGAAACAGCUCCAGCUGCAGGCCAAACAGCUGCAGGCCAAACAGCUGCAGGCCAAACAGCUGCAGGCCAAACAGCUGCAGGACAAACAGCUGCAGGCCAAACAGCUGCAGGACAAACAGCUGCAGGACAAACAGCUGCAGGACAAACAGCUGCAGGACAAACAGCUGCAGGACAAACAGCUGCAGGACAAACAGCUGCAAGUACUGCAGAGGAAGCAGCAGAGACAGUACCAGAGACAGCAGCAGAACAAACAACUGAGUCAGACAGUCACCCCACAACAGGUCACUCCAGUCUUCAUCAGCCAACAGAAUAGCACCCAGGUCCCCUCCCAGACCUUCUCAUUGGACCUCCUCAAAUCGGGCACCACACCCACCCUGGUCACCGACGGCAAUGGCAACCACUACCUGAUAGCACUGACCAAUAACAGUGCAGAGGGCCAAAACGGCGUGACCUCAUUGGGCAAAACCAGUGGAUCGCAACGCAUCACACUGCAGCGAUUGCAGUCAACUCCAAGUAAGCUCCCCAGCCAAUUGCCAGCUGAGAUACUGAGCUCUGAUACCCAAUCAAAACAACAGUUACAACCAGGCCCUGUCAACCAGUCUAUCAAAAAGAAGGCAGGUCUACAUCUGGAAACAAAUGGCAUAACCAAUGGGGUGCCAGAGCCCACUCAAUCUGUCUCCGCCCCGCCCAAUCUCCAUCCUUUCUUUGGCGAGGUGUCCAAUUUGUCUGAAAGCCAAAGCACCUCUCCCCCCUCUCUCAAGAGAGAAGUGUGUCCGACUUUUGACUGGCACACUUUGUUCAUCCCUCCCUCUCCUGAACAGACCUCUUUCUCCUUCACUCAACGACCUAAAGAGAACGGGCUGAGCAGUCAGCAGAUGGACGAUCUGUUUGACAUCCUCUUGAAGAGUGGCGAAAUCUCUGGAUUCCGAGCCAACCCAGACCAUUCCCUGGCCCAAAACCACUCCGACCCCUCCAGCCCUCCCUCGUCCCCUCUCCACAUCUCGCCGUCCACCACCCCCCUGGAGCCCUCCCUGCCCGAUGUGCCUUCCCAGCAGCCCUCGCCAUCACCCUGCACAGGAAGUGGUCGUCUGGAGGACUUCCUAGAGAGCACCACGGGCACGCCCCUCCUGGGGGUGGAGCCUGAUGACGGUCUGACUUUGAUUGAUGACCUCCACAGCCAAAUGCUGAGCACCCCCAGCAUCCUGGACCAUCCCCCCUCCCCGGUGGACAUGGACACUAGCGACCUGGGCUUCUCCACCCACCCGGCAGGGCUCGACUUUGGGGACCCAGCCCUGGACAGCAUGGACUGGCUGGACAUCUCUAUGGGUGGUGGAGGUGUGAGGACGAGUCUCGCCCCUCUGGGCCCCCACACGCCCCCCAGUGUGUUCUCUGCGGACUUCCUGGACAGCUCGGACCUCACUCUGCACUGGGACUCCUGUUUGUAGCUCUUACGGAAUGAGGAGUAUGCAUACUGUGUACAGGCUCUCUUUCUCUGUCUUACUCACAAAGCAGGUCCACCACUCUGGAGGUACACUGAGACAGGGAGUCUUGUCCUGCGUUCUCUGCCCUCUCGUCACGUUUGGACAGGCUAGAGAGCAAAACUGACUUUAGAUCAGAGGCAGUGUGUGAAGGGAAUACUGUGGAGUUUGGUCACGCUCUGACACAUCCUUCUGGUGACAAAGGGUAACAUGUGAAAUGCAGCCCCGAUGUGUCAGUGGUGCUUCUAACUUUGCACUUAUGCUGAGACUGUUGAUUGGUGAAAAGUUGUAAUGGAACAAAUCUCAUUGGUGGAAAACUACUCAUGAAUCAAACCUCAUUGGUGCAAACCAGGGGUGCGUUCAGUACGAAAGAAUGGUGUUACGUUUUCUCCAUCAAAUCAUUUAUUUAAACGAAAACUGUACUCCACUAAACGGCCAGUUGAAGAACAGUGUGAUUAUGAUGGCCCAGAGGGAGAUUGUAAAUGGUGUGUGCUGCAUGAGUUUUACGAUUUUAAAUGGUCACACCCAUAUUGAUCAUGCCACACCCACCAAAUGAGAGCAAACACACCUCAAAGACUUUUGAAGAACGGUACACACCGUUUUGGGGAAGCGUGUCAUUCAGUUUAAACUGUCACGCAACGGAGGAAACGUUAAAUUUGAUCGCACCCCAGUUGAUGAAAUUAACCUCAUUGGAGUAGGCAGUUACUGGAGGUGUUUGCUAGACGACUAUGCAUUUCUGUAUAUGAGGUAUAUUAUCGAUUAUCCAUCUUUUUCUUCCCGGUUGCUUAGAAUAGCAGGUAGGGUAUAAAGGGGUCUCAGCUUCCAAACAACUUUUUUAUGAAAAAAAUAAAUGUAAACUUGAAUGCGUCUUUGUUUUAUUUUUUAUAAACCUUUUACAUUGUAAAUUAUUUGGUAACUGUAUUUUUAUUUUAGCAGGGAGUCCCAUUGAGACUAAGGCCUCUUUUUCAAGGGAGCUGCGCUUGAACACAAUUUAUAACUCUUCAGCUGCUAUACUUGCAGCUGAACACACCAUUGGGUGCACACUGCCUGCCCAACAGGACACCUACAACUCCAAGUGGAUCAUCAGGGACCCCAGGCACGCCCUGUUCUCCACACUUGAAUCACUCAGACACGGGCUUCACAGGAGCAUCAUGGCAAAAACGGGACUGGCUAAUAGUUUCUACCCUCAGAGCAUCAGGCUGCUGAAUAGCCACCACUAGUCAGUUAGCUCCCCUGUCUCCCUAUGGACUUUCUCUACCCCCCUCUCAAUGACAGUCAUCACUGUUGCAGUUACUAUGUAUAUUAUUACAAUUUAUUGUUUAAAUUUCACUUUGUCCCCAGACAUCCUCAAUGGUCAUGCUGCCCCUCCUGUGGUCAUUCUCCCUCUACCCCCUCAACAGUUAUUACUAUGCCUCCACCCCAAUGGACAUUUAGUUAUUUAUCACUGCCACAGUUAUGAUGUUUAUAUAGUCCUAUUUUGGUAGAUUUUUUUUUUAUUACUAUUUUCAUUAUUUUAUUAAAUUUAGUCCUGCAUGUUGGA
Messenger RNA from Oncorhynchus keta (chum salmon), 6295 nucleotides. RefSeq names its product myocardin-related transcription factor A-like. NCBI's taxonomy places the organism in Eukaryota, Metazoa, Chordata, Actinopteri, Salmoniformes, Salmonidae. The transcript has 17 exons. The record is from RefSeq and is a predicted model, not a curated record. Bases 967 to 4722 code for a protein of 1251 amino acids. Gene Ontology annotation, biological process: smooth muscle cell differentiation.